Corapipo altera (White-ruffed manakin) is the source of this 1239-nucleotide messenger RNA. RefSeq names its product fibronectin type III domain-containing protein 9-like. Bases 549 to 1220 code for a protein of 223 amino acids. Gene Ontology annotation, molecular function: protein binding. Lineage: Eukaryota; Metazoa; Chordata; Aves; Passeriformes; Pipridae. The record is from RefSeq and is a predicted model, not a curated record. The transcript is spliced from 2 exons.
UUAAUCACUCACAGCAUCACUAGUCCACGCACAAGAGCAUAUAACAGGGAUGCUCAAGCAGUACACUGUCCAAGGGGAGGCAAGCAAGAGAGGGGGGAAAAGACAUUAUUUUUUUCCCCUGUAUAGUCUUUGAAAAGCCAGGCAACAGCAUCUUUAGACAAGAUGUGCUCUUGCAUGAAUUUAAGUGGAAGAGACAAAGAAACCAUGCCACUAACAGCAUCGGAGAAAAAAACUGAAAUCAUCAAGCAAUGAGAAUUCAGUCCAGGGAAUCUGAGGGGAAGAAAAAGCAAACUGGCAAACAGAGAUCAGUCAGGAAAUAAUUCAUGUGGAAAGGGAUAGAGAAAACUUGGUAUCUAAAUCAUUUUCACAGCAGCAUCGUCAUAUGAAAAUCCUGUUCUGAAAUUUCCAUCAGGAAGUGACGAGCACUACGAUUAAGAUCCACACAACAUCCUCAGUGCCACAGAUUCUCAGUUACCUCCAAAGAAGGUCUUCCCUUUCCACAGGGAGAUCAGCAUCAAGAGAGAAAAAAACACACGAGCAACAUACUGAUGGGAAUAACCAUCCAAAACAUCACAGGAAACACGGCAAUGGUAAUUUGGCCAAAAAUGGCCAGCUGUGUUGACAGCUUUUACAGCAUCAUGUACCACCCUAACUGGAACAACAUGCUAUCCAGCUACUCGAAAAAAAGCUUUCAGAAGGAAGAGAGGGUGCCCACCAGUCGCUCCUCCUUUGUUGUUGAAAACCUAACUCCACUAACCACAUACAUCAUGUGCGUGACCUGCCAGUCUGCAAACCCCUCCAGCGACCAGUGCAGAGUGUUUAACACGCUGGAACGAGACCCGGCAUCUGCGAGCAACACCAAGAAAGAGUUGGCACUGGGCAUCUGGCUCACCAGCAGCAUCCUGCUCCUCAUCAUUGCUGCAAUCCUCCUCUAUGGCUGCCUGCACCUCCUGUGCCGCAGGAGACAUGAGCGCUUGCAAGAACGAAACAGGACCUCCAAACAAGACCACGAGGAGGCAUGGACCAAAAGCGUGGCUUACACCUCAGAGGAGUUCAGCAGACAGAGACAACAGAUGCAGGACACUGAAGAAAAGCACCCAGGUGGCAUCCAGUUGGCCACAAUCAUAGAGAAUCCCUCUGUGUGCAAUGAGCCUGUCAUGUCGACAUCCCAAAGUUGGGAACAAGUCCCAGUAACGGGACAGUGCUCUGCUAUAAAUUAGAAACCCUUUGUCAGAGAGA